AUGGGACCCAAGGCAGUUCUGCUUGCGCUGCCCGGGCCCACAUGCGACGAGGUGUGUCAACUGCUCCGUGAGGCAGCGGACCACGUGCGGGACAGCACUGCAGAGUACCGGUCCCAGAUCCUCAAGCUGUCCGAAACGCAGAUUGGAGCCCUCGCCCCCGCCAAGCUGGAGGAGAAAAUUCUUCGCGCGGUGUGGGGAAUGAGCUCCCAGAAGCUGUCUGAAGAUAUGGCGACAUUAUUGAGGCACUUCUGGAGCCACCAAGAGGCAGAGCUACCCGAUCCUGUGAGGGGUAACCUGCACAAAGUACUUCGGUACCUCAUCGAGAACAAGUCGUGGGAGACGGCAUCCUUCUUGCUGAGGACUGGACUCGAGAGCGGCGUGAAGACCAGUGUGUGCGGGUCGGUGCUGACGCAAGCAGACAUGCAUCCCGAGAGCCUCCAGGCAAUGGCGGAGCGCCUCUGGCAUGUCUUUGGAACGGAUGAGCCUGGUGAAGGGUGA
Molecule: messenger RNA, 498 nt
Organism: Ostreobium quekettii
Lineage: Eukaryota; Viridiplantae; Chlorophyta; Ulvophyceae; Bryopsidales; Ostreobiaceae
Source: the annotation of a GenBank genome assembly